Drosophila novamexicana is the source of this 1263-nucleotide messenger RNA. It is a transcript of the gene Or67b, whose product is annotated as odorant receptor 67b. Gene Ontology annotation, molecular function: olfactory receptor activity; odorant binding. Gene Ontology annotation, cellular component: plasma membrane. Gene Ontology annotation, biological process: sensory perception of smell; detection of chemical stimulus involved in sensory perception of smell. The transcript is spliced from 10 exons. Bases 1 to 1263 code for a protein of 420 amino acids. The record is from RefSeq and is a predicted model, not a curated record. Lineage: Eukaryota; Metazoa; Arthropoda; Insecta; Diptera; Drosophilidae.
AUGCUGAACAUAUUUGACCGGGAACUGGAGAGAAUUGAUUAUUUGCCCAAGCUUGGCUUAACUUGGGUGGAGUACAGCGCCUACGCAUUGGGCAUUAACAUGGCGCCCAGAAAACGCACCUCUAGGCCCUGCAGAUUCUUACGCAUUUUUGCAAUUCUUGUUAAUCUGAGCAUUAUCUACAGUCUCAUUAAAUUUAUAAUGGCCACUUAUAUGGUCUCCUUUGAAGCCUAUGUAGAGGCUGUGCUACUUACCUUUCAGUUGUCAGUUGGAAUGGUCAAGAUGAUGCAUUUUCACAGCUUUCUGGAUUCUUGUGUGGAGCUGCUACGCACCACAGAGACAGGUGCUAUAUUAAAGCAUUUGGGUCUAUUUGAUUUGGAUUUGACGAACCCUCAUGCGUUGUGUAAAAAAUUGAGCUCCAUGUUGAGAAGGAGCUGGCUGGUGAUCGAUCGUCAGGUCAUGUUCUUCUACAAGAUCGUUUGCAUGCCUGUUCUGUAUUAUUGUUUGCGGCCAUAUUUCCAAUACAUUUACGAUUGUUACAUUGUCCAGGAUACUUGCGAAAUGACUUUGACCUAUCCAGCAAUCGUGCCCUUUGUACACCUGGGUAAACAUGAAUUCCCCCCAUUCUCAGUGCGUUUCAUUCUGCUUCAAUCUGGUCCGGUUUGGUGCUUUUUUGCUGUCUUUGGCUUCAACAGCCUCUUUGUGGUGCUUACCAACCAUGAGGCCUGUCUUAUAGAGGUCUUACGUUAUCUGGUCCAAAACUCCACAAAUAAUGCUGUGGUUCCUAAAUCUUCCAGGGUGUUUUUCAUUCGUUGUUGUGCCAGACUUUUUGCCCGCAUCUCGAGACAUCAUGCUCAAAUUGAAAAUGUUUUUAAGUAUAUAAUUCUAGUCCAAUGCGUGAUAAGCAGCAUUUUGAUAUGCAUGUUGCUCUACAAGAUCAGCACUGUGAUGGAAGUAGGCUGGGUCUGGAUGGGCAUGAUUAUGGUUUACUUGGUAACAAUUACUUUGGAAAUCAGCCUAUAUAAUGUCAAUGCGCAAAAGGUCGAGUCUCAGAGCGAAUUAUUAUUUUUUGACUGGUACAACUGCGCCUGGUAUAACGAAUCUGAGGAUUUUAAAUUAAUUAUUAAACUAAUGCUGCUUUUCUCAAGGCGAGCUUUUGUUCUAAGCGUUGGAGGUUUUGCCAAUUUAUCCCAUAAGUUUUUAGUACAGGUUUUCCGCAUGAGCGGCAAUUUCUUUUUGCUAUUGCGUAAUAUGAAUAACAAAUAA